Messenger RNA from Tetrahymena thermophila SB210, 309 nucleotides. RefSeq names its product transmembrane protein, putative. The record is from RefSeq and is a predicted model, not a curated record. The transcript is spliced from 2 exons. Lineage: Eukaryota; Ciliophora; Oligohymenophorea; Hymenostomatida; Tetrahymenidae.
AUGAAUCCAAUUAGACAGAAUGAUCAAAAGAAAUUUAAGAAAAGUUCUAUUUAAUUAAUCUUAGAAUAAAUUCUUUUUAUUGAAAUAAAUUUAUGUUGCCAAACAUUCUAUGAUAAAAUUUUAUUAUUAAACCUUAAUUCAUGUUAAUAGAAGACAAUUACAAUUAUAUAGAUCUUAGCAGUUGCUUUUAUGGUUUUUAUUAUGUUAUUUCAAUUUUAUUGGAAGUUUGUAUUUUUUUGUAUUUAAAUUUAUCAAAUUAUCAAGCCGUUUCAAAAGUAAUUUUAGAUUUAAAAUUAUUUUUAAAAUUGA